AUGGUAAAUGCCCAAAAAUAUAUAAAUCAAAAAUUUCUAACUAAGGAAGAAAAUCAAAACCUAACUGAACUAAAUCUUAGCGACCUCUCCAACUUCCCUAAUCUCGAAAAACUCGAUUGCUCUUUUAAUGAAAUAACUUCCUUAAAUCUCACCAACUGUCCUAAAUUAACCGAACUUAAAUAUGCUUUUUCUAAGGCUCUAACCUAUAUCAGCAUCAGUAACAAUAAUUUCUCUCGGCAGGAUUUAUCGGCAUUCAGCAAAUUCACUAAUUUAGAAAAUCUUUAUUUGGGUAAUGACAUUGAAGAAAGAAUAGAAAAAGGAAUUAUUAAUCGUUUUCAUGGCUUUUUAAAACCUUUAAAAAACUUCCCUAAACUAAAAGAGUUGCAAGUUGAAGGAACUGAUAUACAUUUAUUAGAUAAUUUAAAAAUUAUCAGUAAAGAAGAAGCUGAAAAAUUACGAAGAACUAACCGAGAUAAUUUUUCAGUAAUCCUUAACGACAUUCUAAUUAAUUAUGCUAAAAAGGAAUUAGGACUUGAUUUGACUGCUGAACAAGAGGGAGAAAUGGAAAAGUUGGGUAGUGAUAUUGCUACUAGUGCCCAAGCAAAAAAUGUCAGGUUAGAAGAAAAAAUUCAAGGUAGUGAAGAUAAAGAUGGUAAAACUGAACUAACUUCUACUUCUAUUACGGUUGCCGGAGGUGCAUUAACUUUACUGGAUUAUUCAACUACCGGUGGAGUCAUUACUUUGGUGGCUCCUUUAAUUGGGAUAUUAAAACAAGUUCAAAUAGGUGAGACCGGGAUAGUAAAUAUAGCUCUAAAAAAUUUAAAAAAUGAAGUUGAUAUUUUCUUAAAAGAAUAUGAUAAGGAUGGAAACGAAGAAAUAGAUAUUGAUGAAUUGACUAAUGAACGAGAAAAAUUUGUUAAUGAACUAAUUAAACUGGAAGAAGUCGCAAAAAUGAUGAAAAACUUGGAAAAAGAAGUCAUUAAUUAUCGCCAAGGUUCGACAAAAAAAGAAUUAGAAACUCAACCGCAAAUCGAAGUUGAUAUUUCUGCUGAUAAGCAAAAUGAUAAUCAAACUUCUUUGAAUCAAGAAAAAGUUGAAGAGGAAUUUCAGGCUAAUAUUGAAGUUAAUAAUCAAGAAGAAAUCCGCCAAAGACAAACUUGUGAUUAUGUUCUUUACACCAUCACCCAAGAGAUGUUAGGCUUCUACGCCAUUGCCGAAGUAGUAGAUGAUAGUAAUAAAAGACCUACCAAAACUAUUUUUUGUUAUUUAGAAGAAGGAUUUGAAAAACAUCAGAUAAAGUCUUUACAAGCCAUUGCUCGCAUGGUAAAAGAGAAUGGCGCGAAAGUAUUUACUAGUUUAGAGGAGGUGGCGGAGUAUUUGAAUGGUCAGCAAGAAGUGCAAGUAGAAGUUCUGCCUAAAUAA
Messenger RNA from Funneliformis geosporum, 1422 nucleotides. Lineage: Eukaryota; Fungi; Glomeromycota; Glomeromycetes; Glomerales; Glomeraceae. The record is from the annotation of a GenBank genome assembly.